Messenger RNA from Exophiala viscosa, 1570 nucleotides. RefSeq names its product fructose-bisphosphate aldolase 1. The transcript has 4 exons. Gene Ontology annotation, molecular function: fructose-bisphosphate aldolase activity; zinc ion binding. Bases 488 to 1570 code for a protein of 360 amino acids. The record is from RefSeq and is a predicted model, not a curated record. Gene Ontology annotation, cellular component: cytosol. Gene Ontology annotation, biological process: glycolytic process; gluconeogenesis. NCBI's taxonomy places the organism in Eukaryota, Fungi, Ascomycota, Eurotiomycetes, Chaetothyriales, Herpotrichiellaceae.
GCCGCGUGUUCGGACUAUUGCUACCGAGGCUUCAGUGAUGCGGGGACAAGGUGUGCCGUGACCGUGGGGAUGUUGAAGCCUUGAAGGGAUGAUUCCGUGAUAUUCCGCAUCGUUUACGAGGAGAAUUGAAAUGCAUUGAGGGAGAAAUCGGAGGACAUGGUUGACUUCAUAUUAGCAUAUCGGAAGCCGCACUGCUCAUCCACACCGAAAAAAAGCCAACCAAGCCGAGCCUCGAGCUUCCCGGAUUCAGUCAUAAGUUUGGCUCCUGCCCCUCCUCCAAUUCGAACGGAGAACCCAUUUGUUUCUACGACACAACCCGGCAAUCCGUUUUCUCAUUUAUACCUCAUUUGAUUCAACUUUCCUCUUAGUUGACUUGUUCUCGCACUCAGUGUCAACGCUGCUCGUCUAACACAGGUCGAGUUUCGUCAGCUACAGCUAGAAAUUUCUUCAACUCAAACCUCCAAAGCCCCACUAAGAUAUCGUCAACAUGGGUGUCAAAGACGUUCUCUCGAGAAAGGAGGGUGUAAUCGUUGGUGACGAUGUCCUGGCUCUGUUCAAAUACGCCCAGGAACACCAAUUCGCCAUUCCGGCUGUCAACGUAACCUCUUCCUCGACCGUUGUCGCUUCUUUGGAGGCUGCACGAGACGCCAAAGCUCCCAUCAUCCUCCAGACAUCUCAAGGAGGAGCUGCAUACUUCGCCGGCAAGGGUGUCAAGAAUGACAAGCAACAAGCCUCAAUUGCCGGCGCUGUUGCCGCAGCCCAGUACAUCCGAGCCGUCGCUCCCGCAUACGGUAUCCCUGUUGUCCUGCAUACCGACCACUGCGCGAAGAAACUCCUGCCUUGGCUCGAUGGUAUGCUCGACGCGGAUGAAGAAUACUUCAAGCAGCACGGCGAGCCUCUAUUCUCUUCGCACAUGAUCGAUUUGUCUGAGGAGGCCGUGGACUGGAACCUCGAGACAACUGCCAAGUACUUGAAGCGGGCGGCUCCAAUGAAGCAAUGGCUUGAGAUGGAAAUCGGAAUCACUGGUGGUGAGGAGGACGGUGUCAACAACGAGGAUGUUGACAACAACUCCCUCUACACUCAACCUGAGGAUAUUCACCAAAUCUACACCACAUUGAAGAAGAUUUCGCCUUACUUCUCGAUCGCCGCAGGAUUUGGAAACGUACAUGGUGUCUACAAGCCCGGCAACGUCCGUCUUCACCCCGAGCUGCUCGACAAGCACCAGAAGUAUGUCCAAGAAAAGGAGAACACCUCUACCGACAAGCCUGUGUUCCUCGUCUUCCACGGUGGCUCUGGAUCAAGCAAGAAGGAAUACACCGACGCCAUCAGCUACGGUAUCGUCAAGGUCAAUCUCGACACCGACUUGCAAUGGGCCUACCUGCUUGGUAUCCGGGACUACGUUAUCAACAAGCACGACUACAUCAAGACCCAAGUCGGCAACCCAGAUGGCGAGGACAAGCCGAACAAGAAGUACUACGACCCGCGUGUCUGGGUUCGUGAGGGUGAGAAGACAAUGACCGCACGUAUCACCGAAGCCUUGAAGGACUUCAACACUGCCAACCAGCUAUAA